Molecule: messenger RNA, 2901 nt
Organism: Neohortaea acidophila
Lineage: Eukaryota; Fungi; Ascomycota; Dothideomycetes; Mycosphaerellales; Teratosphaeriaceae
Product: CAS/CSE protein
Exons: 2
Coding region: 1-2901 (966 amino acids)
Biological process (GO): protein import into nucleus; protein export from nucleus
Cellular component (GO): nuclear envelope; cytosol
Molecular function (GO): nuclear export signal receptor activity; small GTPase binding
Source: RefSeq, a predicted model, not a curated record
AUGUCCAUCGAUCCCCAGCUCAUCUCGGGCCUGCUUCAGGCUACCAUCGACCCGCAACGGCAACGGGAAGCCACGGAAAAGUUGACCGCAGAAGAAGGAAAGCCUGACUUCUCCCUCGCCGUCCUCCAGAUUGUCGCGACCGACUCAUAUCCCCUCGGCACGCGACUCGCUGCCGCCAUCUUCUUCAAGAACUUCAUCCGCAGAUCCUGGGUGGAUGCAGAUGGCAACCACAAGCUGCCGCCGAAUGAGGUGGACACCAUCAAGAGCGAGCUUAUUGGGCUGAUGGUCAAGGUGCCGUCAAACAUCCAGCUGCAGCUAGGAGACGCCAUCAGCAUCAUUGCCGACAGCGACUUCUGGGAACAGUGGGAGAGUCUCGUGGACGAUUUGGUUUCCCGACUGACUCCCGAUAACGCCAUCGUCAACAACGGAGUCCUCACCGUCGCACACUCCAUUUUCAGGCGAUGGGAGCCCCUCUACCGCUCCGACGAACUCUACACCGAGAUCAACCACGUCCUCUCCAAGUUCGCCCUGCCCUUCCUUCAACUAUGGCAAAACACCGAUCAGGCUAUAUCGCAGAAUGCGAACAAUCCCACCGCCCUCAAACCGCUGUUCGAGACGCUAGAUCUCAUCAUGAAGUUGACCUACGAUCUCUCCACGCAUGAUAUGCCACCGCAGUUCGAAGAGCACAUCGCUGCCGUUGCAGGCCUCUUACACAAGUACCUUACCUACGAGAACGCCCAGCUCAACACGGAUUCCGACGACGAACCCGGGCCUUUGGAGGUCGUUCGUGCGGACGUGUUUCGUGUGCUCGUGUUGUACACGAAGAAGUACGAGGAGGAGUUCCGGCCACAUCUGGGUCAAUUCGUGGGAAGCUCGUGGAACAUGCUCACGGCGGUCGGGCCCGAGACCAAGUACGACCUGGUCGUCAGCCGAGCGUUGGACUUCCUCACCACCGUUGCGAGUAUACGACAGCAUGCAGAGAAUUUCAAUAACCCGGACGUCCUCGCGCAAGUGACGGAGAAGGUGGUCAUCCCGAACUUGUCGUUGAGGGAGUCAGACAUCGAGCAGUUCGAGGACGAGCCAAUCGAGUUCAUCCGCAAGGAUCUGGAGGGCUCCGACGAUGACACGCGGCGGCGUGGUGCCACCAACUUCCUCAAGAAGCUCAUGGAGCAGUUCGAGAAGCCGGUCACGGACUGCGUCUCGCAUUACGUUACCCAUUUCUUGGCGGAAUAUGCAAAAGAUAAAGCGAACAACUGGAAAGCUAAGGACACCGCCGUUCAUUUGUUCUCCUCUAUUGCGGCAAAGGGUGCGUCCACUGCGGCCAAGGGCGUUUUGAGUGUCAACCCGAACGUGGACGUCCUCGACUUCUUCCAGAAGAACAUUGCCGAAGACCUGACCAAGGCGGAUGCAUCUCCCUUGCUGGUGGUCGAUGCCAUCAAGUACCUCUACAUCUUCCGAAGCAUCCUUUCUGCCCAGAAUUGGCAAGCUGCUUUUCCUUUGCUGGUGCAGCAACUCAACUCCUCCAACUACGUCGUCUACACAUACGCCGCCAUCGCGGUCGAUCGAGCGCUCUACCUGACCGACGAUCAGCGACAACCAAUCAUCCCUCGAGAGUCCAUCGUGCCGCUGUCAAAGGACCUGCUGCAGCACCUCUUCAAGCUCAUCACCAAGGAGUCCAAGCCGGAGAAGGUGCAAGAGAAUGAGUUCCUAAUGAAGUGUGUGAUGCGGGUUCUCAUCGUCAUCCGAGAAGGCGUGGAGCCCAUUGCCGAUAUGGUGCUGGCCAAUCUCGUCAACAUCACCAAAGUGAUUCGGCACAACCCUUCCAACCCAGGCUUUUGCUAUUACCAUUUUGAAUCCCUCGGCGCCCUCAUCCGAUUCGCUGGACCAUUGCAGCCAGAGAAACUGGAGUCGACCCUCUUUCCAACUUUCAUGGAGGUGCUCCAACAAGGCACGGCGGAGGAGUUCAAUCCUUACAUCUUCCAGCUGUACGCCGCUCUGGCCGCCGUUCAACCUGCUGGAACGCUCUCUACCAACUUUAGGGACCUGAUUGGGCCCGUCCUCACGCCGUCGAUGUGGGAUAGCAAGGGCAACGUUCCCGCACUGACUCGACUGCUAAUCACUCUGCUUCCACCCGGCGCGGAACACAUUGCCGCCUCGAAUCAAACCGAAAAGAUCCUCAUCAUCUUCCAGAAACUCAUCAGCAUUAAGGCGUACGACACGCACGCCAUGGAUCUCAUCGAGGCCGUCAUCGCCGCCUUCCCACCUACCGCGCUGGAAACCUACUGGGUCCCGAUGCUGCAACUCAUGUUCACGCGCCUCUCCAACGCCAAAACAGAGACCUUCACCAUCCGCUUUGUGCGCUUCUACCACCUCGUUUCCGCCCUGGUCAACCGCGGCCUGGGCGCCGACUUCUUCAUCAGCAUCGCCGACCGCGUGCAAGAGAACAUCUUCACCCCCAUCUACACCACCAUCAUCCUCCCCGACACGCAGAAAAUCACCCGCCCGUUCGACCGCAAAACCGCCGUCAUCUCCCUCACCCGCACCCUCGCCGACUCCCAGGCUUUCGUCGACCGCUACUCCAAACGCGGCUGGACAAUCACCUGCCAAGCUCUGCUGGAACUCCUCAUCAACCCUCCCGUCCCGCAGACUGCCAACGACCACAUUAUCGAAGACCGCGAUGUAGAUGAGCUCGGCUUCGGCGCGGCUUUCACGCAGCUCAACACGUGCAAGCAGCCGCCUCGUGACCCUUUCCCGGACGUGCAGGAUGUCAAGGCGUGGGUGGGCGUUACUCUGCGCGAGGCGGAUCAAAGGCAUAGUGGGAGGAUUGAGCGGUUUGUGGGGGAGAAGUUGGAUCCGCAGGGAAGAGAGGCUUUGGGACAAGUCAUGGCUGCGCAGGGAUGA